UCUGUCAGUUACAGGAGAUUGUGGUAUGCAUAUGUAAAUCGAAAGAUUAAAUAAAAAUCAUAUUAAAUUCAUUUUCAAAAUUAUUAAAGUAUCCAAUAAAUCAUGGAAUCGAAAUGUUUGUAUGUCACAUUAAAUAGCGAUUCACAAUUGAUGAGAUUGUGAGAUAUUAAUCGUUCAAAAUGCCAAGUCGUCAAACGGGUACAAAUACCAACACAACGAUAUACGAUGAUACGCCAGACCAAACAUCACUUCGCUCUUUAAACGUUGAACUCCGUGAAUAUUUGGAUAGAGCGAACAAUUUUGAACUGUACCCGGGCGCGGAGAGGAUGGAAUACGAUUUCAUAGCUGAGAGGCAAAAUGUACACGGAACUAAUCUGGUCGAGUCUACCGCGCAUUUGAUCAAAGGCUGCCUCGGUGCUGGCAUUCUCGGCAUCCACGAAGGCUACAGCUAUGGAGGUCUCUGGACUUCUCUCGGAGCUAACAUAUUGAUCGGCUUCUUUGUACCAUAUAACAUGUUAUUAUUAAUAGAUGCUGCACAAAGAAUGUAUAUACGAUUAAGAGUUCCGAGACUAUCGUAUCCUGACCUUGUUGAAGCGGUCAUAGCGACUGGACCUAUGAGAUGUUUAAGACCAUAUAGAAAAAUUUUUAGAUAUUCCGUAGAUUUAUUCCUUUUCUUUGGGUUUUGCAGCACAUGUUGUAUUUUCGAAAUCAUGAUUGCCCGAACUUUGAAGGAGGUUUUAGAAACGGUCUCUAUUUCCUUCAAGAACCAUAACUUUUCGAUAUCUAUUUAUAUUUUGUUUGUCUUCGUACCUCUAUUGUCUUUGUGCAUGAUAAGAAGCUUGAAACAUCUGGCGCCGUUUUCUCUCGUCGCUGAUGUAUUUUGUGGCGUCUGUGUUUUAAUCGCCGUGUACUACAGUAUUCUAUACAAAACGUACAAAUAUCGUCCAGCUUGGAAGAGUGUUCGUGGAUUGUUUCGUUUCUGUGGCGUCUGUAUUUAUAGUCUGGACGGUAUAGGUGUUGCCUUGCCUAUCGAGAACUAUAUGACGAAGCCUCAAUACUUCCAUCUUGUGGUACAAUGGGGUAUGACAAUAGUUGUAGUAUCCGUAGCCAGUGUUGGUUUCUUCGGAUAUUGGGCGUGGGGUGAUGCUUGUAGAAGCCCAAUCACAAUGCAUAUGCCCAAAGACCGCGCGUCCCUAGCGCUCCAGUUCUUAAUUGCCAUUUCCCUAGCCGUUACGUUCUCUGUACAUCUGUGGGUGCCGUUUAGAACAAUAUGGCAUUACAUUGGCAGGAGACAUAAGAGGCAAAGAGGAUUUUGGGAGAGAUUGUACAAAGGAAUCUAUGUCAUAAUCAUCACAUGCUUCUCUAUUUUGUUUUCUGAUUUAACAGAAUGGAUGAGCUUUGUAGGUAAUUUCUUCUUAGGAACAGUGGUAUUUAUUUUUCCGGCCUUCAUAGAUAGCUUGGUAAUUUGGGGCGAGACUCAUUCGGCAUACAUGAGAAUUAAAUUACUGCAAAACGUUAUGAUUAUGUUAAUCGGACUUACGUUAUGUUGUGGAGCGAUUUAUUCUUAUGUAGAAUAAAGAAUAAUACUGCA
Molecule: messenger RNA, 1591 nt
Organism: Papilio polytes (common Mormon)
Lineage: Eukaryota; Metazoa; Arthropoda; Insecta; Lepidoptera; Papilionidae
Product: proton-coupled amino acid transporter 2-like
Exons: 13
Coding region: 180-1577 (465 amino acids)
Biological process (GO): amino acid transmembrane transport
Cellular component (GO): vacuolar membrane
Molecular function (GO): amino acid transmembrane transporter activity
Source: RefSeq, a predicted model, not a curated record